Phacochoerus africanus (Common warthog) is the source of this 3165-nucleotide messenger RNA. It is a transcript of the gene ADAM9, whose product is annotated as ADAM metallopeptidase domain 9. Bases 221 to 2680 code for a protein of 819 amino acids. Gene Ontology annotation, molecular function: integrin binding; metalloendopeptidase activity. The record is from RefSeq and is a predicted model, not a curated record. Gene Ontology annotation, biological process: transforming growth factor beta receptor signaling pathway; cell-cell adhesion mediated by integrin; membrane protein ectodomain proteolysis. Lineage: Eukaryota; Metazoa; Chordata; Mammalia; Artiodactyla; Suidae. Gene Ontology annotation, cellular component: plasma membrane. The transcript has 22 exons.
GGCCAGAUAGAAACCCCAUUCUCCCGCAGGGAACCGAUCGCUUUCUACGUCAGUGGAGCUUGCGCCGCGACGGGCGCGAGCUCGGACCGGAGCCGAGUUGCGUCAGUGCCGAGCGCGCGCGGCGCUGCCACCGCUGGGGCCCCCGCAGGGCUGGGAAAUGGUGAAGCGGGCGGAGGCUGGCGCGACCGAGUGUUGAGGGGACGCUGCGGACUUGGCCAAGAUGGGAUUGGGCGCGGGUUCGCUUUCUGGGUCCCUCGGCUUCCAGUGGCUGCUGUUCUUGGGCUUGGUGAGCCCAGCCCUCGGUGCGGCUCGGUCAGGCUUUCAACAGACCUCCCAUCUCUCUUCUUAUGAAAUUAUAACUCCUUGGAGAUUAACUAGAGAACGAAGAGAAGCCCCUAGGCCCUCUUCAGAGCAGGUAUCUUAUGUCAUUCAAGCUGAAGGAAAAGAGCAUAUUAUUCACUUGGAAAGGAAUAAAGACCUUUUGCCCAAAGACUUUGUAGUUUAUACCUACAACAACGAAGGAGCUCUGAUCUCUGACUACCCUGAUAUACAGAAUCAUUGUCAUUAUCGAGGAUAUGUAGAGGGCGUUUACAAUUCAUCCAUUGCUCUUAGUGACUGUUUUGGACUAAGAGGCUUGCUGCAUAUAGAGAACAUGAGUUAUGGGAUCGAACCCCUGCAAAACAGCUCUCAUUUUGAGCAUGUUUUUUAUCGAAUGGAUGACGUCCAUAGAGAGCCUCUGAAAUGUGGAGUUUCCAACAAGGAUAUAGAAGAAGAAAUUGUAAAGGAUGAAGAAGAAGAGCCCCCAAGCGUCACUCAGCUACUUCGAAGAAGAAGAGCAGUCCUGCCACAGACCCGCUAUGUGGAGCUGUUCAUUGUCGUAGACAAGGAAAGGUAUGACAUGAUGGGAAGAAACCAGACUGCAGUGCGAGAAGAGAUGAUUCGUUUAGCAAACUAUUUGGAUAGCAUGUACAUUAUGUUAAAUAUUCGAAUUGUGCUAGUUGGACUGGAGAUUUGGACAAAUGGAAAUCUGAUCAACAUAAUUGGAGGUGCUGGUGAUGUGUUGGGGAACUUUGUACAGUGGCGGGAAAAGUUUCUUAUAACACGUCGGAGACAUGACAGUGCACAGCUAGUUCUGAAGAAAGGGUUUGGUGGGACUGCAGGAAUGGCGUUUGUGGGAACCGUGUGUUCAAGGAGUCAUGCAGGCGGGAUUAAUGUGUUUGGGCAAAUCACAGUGGAGACAUUUGCAUCCAUCGUUGCUCAUGAGUUGGGUCAUAACCUUGGAAUGAAUCAUGAUGAUGGCAGAGACUGUUACUGUGGAGCAAAGAGCUGCAUCAUGAAUUCUGGAGCAUCUGGUUCCAGGAACUUUAGCACUUGCAGUGCAGAAGACUUUGAGAAGUUAACUUUAAAUAAAGGUGGAAACUGCCUUCUGAAUAUUCCAAAGCCUGAUGAGGCCUACAGUGCUCCUUUCUGUGGUAAUAAACUGGUGGACCCAGGGGAAGAGUGUGACUGUGGUACUCCAAAGGAGUGUGAAUUGGACCCUUGUUGUGAAGGAAGUACAUGUAAACUUAAAUCAUCUGCUGAGUGUGCAUAUGGCGACUGUUGUCAAGACUGUUGGUUUCUUCCAGGAGGUACUUUGUGCCGAGGAAAAACCAAUGAAUGCGAUGUUCCAGAGUAUUGCAAUGGUUCUUCUCAGUUUUGCCAGCCAGAUGUUUUUAUUCAGAAUGGAUAUCCUUGCCAGAAUAACAAAGCCUAUUGUUACAAUGGCAUGUGCCAGUAUUAUGAUGCUCAGUGUCAAGUCAUCUUUGGCUCAAAAGCUAAGGCUGCCCCAAGAGAUUGUUUCAUUGAUGUGAAUUCCAAAGGUGACCGAUUUGGCAAUUGUGGUUUCUCUGGCAAUGAAUAUAAGAAGUGUGCCACUGGGAAUGCUUUGUGUGGAAAGCUUCAGUGUGAGAAUGUACAAGAAAUGCCUGUAUUUGGAAUUGUGCCUGCUAUUAUUCAGACUCCUGGGAGAGGCACCAAAUGUUGGGGUGUGGAUUUCCAGCUUGGAUCAGAUGUUCCAGAUCCAGGCAUGGUGAACGAAGGCACUAGAUGCGACGUUGGGAAGAUCUGUAGAAAUUUCCAAUGCGUAAAUGCUUCUGUUCUGAAUUACGACUGUGAUAUACAGAAAAAGUGUCAUGGACAUGGGGUAUGUAAUAGCAAUAAGAAUUGUCACUGUGACAAUGGCUGGGCUCCCCCCUAUUGUGAUACUACAGGAUACGGCGGAAGUGUGGACAGUGGACCUACAUACAACGAAAAGAAUACUGCCUUGAGGGAUGGACUGCUGGUAUUCUUCUUCGUAAUCGUUCCUCUUACUGUAUUGGCUGCUUUUAUCUUCAUUAAGAGAGACCAACUACGGAGAAGCUACUUCAGAAAGAAGAGAUCACAAACUAAUGAAUCCCAUGGCAAAAACCAAGCAAAAGCUCCUCGACAGCCAGCAAGUGUUCCUGGACAUGCUUCUUCAGUGACUCCUCCCAGAGAAGUUCCUAUAUACGCAAACAGAUUUCCAGUACCAACUUAUGCAGCCAAGCAACCUCAGCAGUUCCCAUCAAGGCCACCUCCACCACAACCGAAAGUAUCAUCUCAGGGAAAUUUAAUUCCUGCUCGUCCUGCCCCUCCACCUCCUUUAUAUAGUUCCCUCACUUGAUUUUUUUUUUUUUUUACAUUUCAUUUUGCAGAUAUCUUCAGGGAACUGAGCUGAUACUUUUUUUCCUGAUAUUUUCUUGAAAAGCCUUUCUUCCUGCUGGAAUUAUGAAUGACAAAAAAAAAAAAACCACAAAACAAACUUUAUUAAUGCAGAAAAAUAGAACUUGAGUAGUGGGAAAUGAGAAAUAAAAGAAAUGCAGUAAAGCCAGGGAAUUUAGAAUAACAUUUUCAUUUCCAUUAUUGAAUACAUUUUACUCAGUCAUCUAUGAGGUUAAUGCACCUGACGUGGAUUGUGUUACUUUGAACAUGUUAUUGUAAUGAUUCUCAAAUUACCUGUAUUGGUUUAAGUUUUGUCAUUAUGUGCUUAAAUGUAAUUCUGAAUUUUGACCUUAGUUAUCAUUGAUGUAGUUUCUGGUUGAACAUGCAAUACUUUAAUACCUAUGAAAACUAAUUAGCUGCCAAUAAUAUCUAAUAUUUUUCAUCUUG